GCACGUGUGAAACUGGCCUACAUUCAUGCAUAAAAAAACAAAAAUUUUCAGACCUUCCAGAAUUUCCUGUUACGCUGUCUACAACCAGUCCUCCUUGAGGGAGGAGUGACAAACCUGAUUGGAGGCAAGACCAUUACACUACCAAAGGCUGUCUUUUCUAAUACUAGGUCUAUCCUAAUCAAUGUGGGAUUUUUGGUUGUCUGACAUCUAAUUUGAUUGGAUAGCAGUGAGCAUUGUUAUUUUUUUCUCCAGUACAUUGGCUAUACUCAAGCAAUAAGGCAUGAAGGGGUCUGGUAUAUGGCUACGGGCUGUAUCCAGGUACUCUGCGUUGUCUGAUUAUAUCAUGGCUGUCAGCCAGGGCUUGAACCACCCAGUUUAUAAAACCUAUCAACACCUUUUUGUUUUGCUACAUACCUUCCCAAAUGUAAACUAGUCCAUACGAUUGUAUUCUAGUUUUUGUCCUGUCCAAAUUUGAUUCCAAUGUGCCCGAUCACUGUGUCCUUAUGAUUAUGGAAAGCUGCAAAAUGGGUAACUUUUAGCUAGAAUGUAGUUCUAUUGGAGUUAAUCAAUUUACAAUAGCUCGCCCCUAGGAGGCUCGUAGACGUGUAAGCAUUACGUCGACGCCAACCAUUUGUCUACAUCCGCCAUUUUAGACACCAAAAGCACUGUCAAAAGUCUAUGCGUUGACAUAACCAUAUAAAUUGCACCAAAGCGAGAUGGAAAAUCAACUCUGCAAGCUCUUUAUUGGUGGACUAAAUGUUCACACCACUGACGGUGGUCUUCGUAAACACUUUGAACAGUAUGGCCAGCUGACCGACUGCGUAGUUGUUCAGAACCAGCAACUACAGCGGUCUCGCUGUUUUGGUUUUGUAACCUAUGCUACUGCUGAUGAGGCAGACGCUGCAAUGUCCGCCCGGCCUCAUGCCCUGGACGGCAACAAUGUUGAACUGAAAAGAGCAGUGGCACGUGAAGAUGCGGGAAAACCUGAGGCUCUGGCUAAGGUUAAGAAAAUAUUUAUCGGGGGUCUGAAAGAAGACAUAGAGGAUGGACAUCUGAACGAGUACUUCUCUCAGUUCGGUACUAUCGAGAAGGCCGAGGUUAUUAGCGAUAAUCAAACUGGUAAGAAGAGGGGGUUUGGUUUUGUUUAUUUCGAAGAUUAUGAUUCUGCCGACAAAGCGGUGGUACUGAAGUUCCACCAUAUAAAUGGCCAUAAAGUAGAGGUGAAAAAAGCCCUCACCAAGCAAGAAAUGCAGGCUGCUGGCACCCGUGGCGGGAGGGGAGGAAGGUUUCAAAAUGGAUACGGUGGUGGCUAUGGAGGAGGUUAUGGAGGCAGUGACGGUGGAUACGGCGUGGGGUACAGUGGAGGCUAUGGUGACCAAAUGGGUGGCUACGGUGGGAACGGCUACAGUGAUUUUGGAGGUGGCUAUAGCGACCAGUCAUCUAAUUAUGGCCCCAUGAAAGAGUUAUCAAAAUUGAUAGAUUAUGACACAUUCUUCCUAUGUCCUGCUGGUUAAUGGAUCGCCAGGGAUUGAUUGGACCAAGAUGAGGACAAGUUCCUAUGAGGAGGAAAACUCUUGUCUAAGGUGUGACCCAAGACUGUGCUGAUCCAGCUCUUGUGGUCCUGUCAUCACAGGAUGAAAAAAGAUGUCUGUGAAAGAUGCAGGUUUUUUGAAGGACCUAAUAUCCAUCUGUUGGGAAAGUUGAAACUUUCACUGAAUCAUUCAGAUGUGUAUCCUUGUUUUGUAUUCCAGUAUGUGGAAUCAAUUGCACUGCUUGUACUGUACUCUAAUGGUUAUUAGUCAAUUCAAUAAAUAUCGAUAUUUUAAAAACGUA
Oncorhynchus kisutch (coho salmon) is the source of this 1833-nucleotide messenger RNA. Its product is annotated as heterogeneous nuclear ribonucleoprotein A0-like. Gene Ontology annotation, biological process: mRNA splicing, via spliceosome. The transcript is spliced from 3 exons. The record is from RefSeq and is a predicted model, not a curated record. Lineage: Eukaryota; Metazoa; Chordata; Actinopteri; Salmoniformes; Salmonidae. Gene Ontology annotation, molecular function: mRNA 3'-UTR binding. Bases 717 to 1514 code for a protein of 265 amino acids. Gene Ontology annotation, cellular component: catalytic step 2 spliceosome.